Penicillium brasilianum is the source of this 1292-nucleotide messenger RNA. The record is from the annotation of a GenBank genome assembly. Lineage: Eukaryota; Fungi; Ascomycota; Eurotiomycetes; Eurotiales; Aspergillaceae.
UAUCAUGAUUAACGUAUGGCAUGCUUGCGCUGAUAUUGAUGUUGCAUCGACAAUAGCUCACAAUGAAGCAGAAUUCUGAGGAAUUGAUCUCAUCUGGGAUUUCAAGGUCGUAUGUGCUUCGGGAAAACCAAGAACAUUAACUUCGCUUAUUACCAUCAUCUAAACAACCUGCUUUCCUCUAGCAACCCAAUUCAAUCUUCAUCAUGAAGUUCUCUUCGGCAAUUCUUAGCACCACGCUCCUUGCGACUGCUGCUUUUGCUGCACCUCUGACUGCUAAGCGUCAAGCCCGCUAUGAAGCCCGGCGUUUGGCUCGCGCAGAGUCCAGUGUGACGGAGCGUCAUAGCAACCCUCCCUAUAAGCCCGACACCCACGAGAUUCUGCAUCUCAAUGAGAGCGCCCACGUGGAGUAUAGCUCCAACUGGGCUGGCGCCGUUCUGAUAGGCUCAGGCUACACUUCGGUCACCGGCCAAUUCACCGUUCCAACUCCCAAGGUGCCCACCGGCAGUAGCAGCAGCGGAAGUUACUCUGCUUCUGCUUGGGUCGGAAUCGACGGUGAUACUUGGAGCGACGCCAUCCUGCAGACUGGUAUUGACUUCACCAUCUCCAAGGGAAAGGUCAGCUACGAUGCCUGGUAUGAAUGGUACCCUGACUACGCCUAUGAUUUCACCGGUAUCACCAUUUCCGCUGGAGAUGUGAUCAAGGUCACCGUGACUGCCGCUUCCAAGGCGUCCGGUACCGCUGUUAUCGAAAAUGUUACCACUGGCAAGAGUGUCUCCCACACCUUCUCUUCCAGCAGCACUGAGGGUAGCCUUGGUGAGGUCAAUGCUGAGUGGAUUGUUGAGGACUUUGAGUCUGGCGGUUCUCUUGUGAGCUUUGCCAACUUUGGCACCGUUACCUUUACUGGGGCCGAGGCAACCGCUAGUGGCUCCACGGUUGGGCCUUCUGGGGCUACUCUUAUCGACAUCAAGCAGAACAACCAAGUUCUUACCUCUGCCUCUGUCACCUCCAACACCGUCACAGUGACUUAUGUCUAAGUUUUUUUCACUACGGUGAGGCAAUACGAUCAUCAUGUGCCGGGGGUAUGAUGUUUGAUUCAGGCAGUAGGCAAUGGGGGCUGCAGAAGGAGAGCUACGGAAGGAGAGAGCUACGGAAGGAGAGUGAGGGAUUAUAGUGUUAAUACAUUGUCGGGUUAGAUUACCAUAUGUGUAUCGGGGAUGCACAUUUUUGUCACACGCAUACCAUGGCGACUACCUAGGUCAUUCAUACAAUGAGAUAAUGCUGUAUAACUGGAG